Neltuma alba is the source of this 6111-nucleotide messenger RNA. Its product is annotated as eukaryotic translation initiation factor 4G. Bases 319 to 5808 code for a protein of 1829 amino acids. Gene Ontology annotation, molecular function: mRNA binding; translation initiation factor activity; protein binding. The transcript is spliced from 10 exons. NCBI's taxonomy places the organism in Eukaryota, Viridiplantae, Streptophyta, Magnoliopsida, Fabales, Fabaceae. The record is from RefSeq and is a predicted model, not a curated record. Gene Ontology annotation, cellular component: eukaryotic translation initiation factor 4F complex.
CCUCAUGUUCUCUUUCUCUCUCUAAUUUCUCUCUCCUACGAAAUCAUCCUGCUUGCCUGUUUGGCUUCGUUUUCUCUUUCUUCCUCCCCCUCUCUUCUCUUUUUCUUUUUUUCUUUUUUCUUUUUCCUCCCUGCUCUUUUUAUCUAUCAGCCCCUUCGUCUUGCACUGCCAUUACGACCCAAUAAAACCCUAAUCCACCACGCUUCACUGUGCAGGGAAAUUUUGAGAGAGAGGAGUUUGUUUCUUUCUUUUCCUUUUCUUUUAUUAUUUUUUCCGGUUUUCUGAUUGUGUCUGUUGAGCAAGUACGAAUUGGGAUAUAUGUCCGUCAAUCAAUCAAGGUCCGAUAAGAGCGACAAUCAUUACCGUAAAUCCGGGCGAUCAGGGAGCUUCCAUCAGCAGCGAGGUUCCUCAGGCACGUACGUUAAGGGCGGUGGCGGCGGGCCCGCGCCUUCUCCCGGGAUCACUUCGGGUUCCUCACAGCCCUCUAAUCGGAGUUUUAAGAGGUCUAAUAAUCCACAUGGUGGGCAAUCUAGGGUAAACCCUCCCCCUGUGAAUUCAGCCGAGUCUAAUAGUGCUUCUACAGGCCGGACGAUACCAAAUGGCGCUCAUUUACAACAAUCACCUGGAGCCUCUGAUGCGCCAGGUACAAAUGCAGCUGCCAAGUCAUCUGAAGCCUCAUCUGUACAGAAGAGCUUCAGAGUUGUUCCAAAGGCUCCAGCUCCUCGACCUACCACCAUAAAUUCUGAUACAGCAGCUCCUACAACCCCUACCAAGGCCCCUGGAGAUUCAUCCAAGCCAUUUGCUUUUCAAUUUGGGUCCAUUAGCCCCGGUUUCAUGAAUGGGAUUUCAGUUCCUGCACGCACAAGCUCAGCUCCUCCAAAUUUGGAUGAGCAGAAAAGAGGCCAGGCUCGUCAUGAUUCUUUUAGAUCUGCACCUUCAGCGCCAACACCUCCACAACAGCUACCACCACGGAAUGAUGGUGGUGUUACUGACCAAUGUAAUGCUGGGGAAGCUCAUUCAGUGAACAAGGUGAAAAAGGAGGAGCAGGCAUCAGCUUUGCCCCCAUCAAGCCAGGUGCAAAAGCCAUCUGUUGCCAUGACUGGGAUUUCAACAGCAAUGCCAUAUCAUCACCAAUCACAGGCACCUGUACAGUUUGGUGGUCCUAACCCACAGAUUCUAUCUCAGGGAAUGUCAGCAGCAUCUCUUCAGAUGCCUAUACCAAUGCAUUUACCUAUGGGAAAUGUUGCACAAGUACAACAACAGGUUUUUGUUCCAGGUCUUCAACCUCUGCCUAUUCAUCCACAGGGAAUUAUGCAUCAAGGCCAAAACUUAAGUUUCAGUUCUCAAAUGAGUCCUCAAUUGCCCCAUCAGUUAGGUAGCAUGGGUGUUAACCUGAACCCACAAUAUCCCAUGCAGCAAGGUGGAAAAUUUGCUGGUCCCCGCAAAACUACCACUGUCAAGAUUACUCAUCCUGAGACACAUGAAGAGCUGAGGCUGGAUUUUGAGAAAAAGGAAGAUUCACAUUCAGAUGGCACCUCAUCAAGUGUCAGGUCUUAUCCUAGUAUUCCUUCUCAGCCUCAACCUGUUCAGUCAUUUGCCACUUCUCAUCCCUUAAACUAUUAUCCAUCUAGCACUUACAGUAGCAGCUCUCUUUAUUUUCCACCUACUUCUGUUCCUUUACCAAGCAGCCAUAUAACUCCUAAUUCUCAGCAACCAAGAUUUAAUUAUCCAGUCAAUCCAGGCCCCCAAAAUGCAGGUUUUAACAAUCAAUUAUCUAUUGGUUCCUUUCCUGUUAAUAAAACUGGUGCUUCUGUUCAUGGCCUCGGGGAAACACCAAAUCUGGAACAUUCUCGUGGCGUGCAGAAAGGGAUUUCAUCAACUAUAUCUGGACUAACUCAUGCUGGCAUCAAACCAAGUGGGACCUCUGGUGUUAAAGCAAGUGAAUCUCCUAGCUCUUUAGGGGCAUCUAUUGAUGUUGGCUUGACUCAGAAAGGGUCUGAUAAUUGUUCUGAGACAUUGUUACAUCAGUCUAAAUCAUCUAGCGAUUCUUUUGCUGCAAGGUCAUUGCCAAAACAACCUGCUGCAGGGCCUGCUGAGAAGCUGGCAUCUACUCCCUUGAUGCCUUCUCCAGCUUCUUUGAGUGACAAUUCUGCCUCAGAUUUGUCCAACAAUGAAGGAAGAAGGAAUGAAUCUCUUAGCAGGUCAAACUCUAUGAAAGAUAAUCAAAAGAAAACAGGGAGGAGAGGGGAAUCUUCGCAUCAGGUUCCUGUGCUAUCUCCUGCUGUGGUUAGUGUACCUUCUCAAUCUGUUGAUAGUGCUAUGCCUGAUCGUGAAAUUUCUGAUACUGUGGGAAAUAAAACAAAGCCUUGUGCAGCAAUAACCACUGAAGAUAUCUCUAGCACACCAGAGGCGUUAUCAGUUACAGCUAACAGUGGUAUUGUUCCUGAUGCCAAUGAAAUGAACAUUGACCCUUCUGCUGAAAAUUUUGUUUGCAUUCCAGCUGAAGGAGUUGGUGCUUCAGCUGUUGAUGGCUUGGAAAAUCAUGAGCAUGAGAAGCUAGAGGAAUCAUCACAGCAGGAUAAACCGGAAAAGAUGGAUGUUUUUGAAAUGGGUAAUAAAAAUGAUGGAUCUGAAGUAUUUAAACAAAAAGGUGAUGGUGAUGGGAUGAAAUUUGAAGAAAGAAAACAAGGCGCAGCAAAGGAAUUGCAAGAUGUACAACAGAGACCGGAAUUGCAGGAUGAAUCUACAGAUUGUAGAUCAGCAUGUGAGAUGACAAGCGAUAGUUUAGGUGUGUCUACCGCAGAUGAUUUGGAUUCUAGAGAUAUCUCUUUAAAUAGAAAUGAUAGUACAGUUAGUAAUGAAUCUAUUUCUGCAUCUGAUAACAAGGAUUGUUCAGAGAAUGCUGAGAGUGGCUCAGUUUCCCUUCCAACAUCAUUUAACAAGGAUAGACCUAUUUUGGAGCCAAACAAGGUGAAAACUAUAGCCAAAGGAAAGAAGAAAAGAAAGGAGACCCUUCAGAAAGCAGAUGCUGCUGGGUCAACUUCUGAUCUUUAUAAUGCAUACAAGAGACCUGAGGAAAAGAAAGAAGUUGUGAGUACAGAGAGCAAAGAAAUUACUUCUCCGAGAAGGUUAAAGCAGUUGCCUAAUGAGGCUGCUCAAUCAGAUGCUAUUGCAACUGUGAAAGAUGGACAUGACAAUGCUGAGCCUGAUGACUGGGAGGAUGCUGCUGACAUGUCUUCCCCAAAAUUAGAAGUUGUGGGUACAACUCAACAGGUCAGUGAUGGGAGUGAACUUACAGCGAAAAAAUACUCCAGAGAUUUCCUUUUGAAAUUUGAAGAGCAAUAUGUUGAUCUUCCUGAGGGCUUUGAAAUUACAGCAGACAUUGCUGAGGCUCUGAUGAAUUCAAAUGUUACUGGUUCUCAUGUUGAACGUGACUCACAUCUUAGUCCAGGAAGAAUUAUGGAUAGGUCUGGUGGGAUGUCUCGAAUGGACCGACACGGGUCUGGGCGUUUUGAAGAAGACCGGUGGGGUAAAAUCCCUGGACCUUUUAAUUCAGGACGUGACAUUCGUAUGGAUGGCUUUGGAGGUAAUGCUGGAUUUCGACCUGGUCAAGGAGGCAAUUUUGGUGUUUUGAGGAACCCCCGUGCGCAGGCACCUCUGCAGUAUGCUGGAGGAAUCCUUUCUGGACCGAUGCAGUCAAUGGGAAAUCAGGGAGUUACGCAAAAGAAUAGCCCUGAUGGUGAGAGGUGGCAACGAGCAACUAACUUCCAGCAGAGGGGUUUAAUUCCGUCUCCUCAAACCCCACUUCAGGUGAUGCACAAGGCUGAGAGAAAGUAUGAGGUGGGUAAGGUGACAGAUGAGGAACAAGCAAAGCAGAGGCAGUUGAAGGCCAUUCUGAACAAGUUAACUCCUCAGAAUUUUGAUAGACUUUUUGAGCAGGUUAAAGCGGUGAAUAUUGACAAUACUGACACGCUUAAUGGUGUAAUCUCUCAAAUAUUUGAGAAAGCUCUAAUGGAGCCAACCUUCUGUGAAAUGUAUGCCAAUUUCUGCCUACAUCUAGCUGCUGUGUUGCCAGAUUUUGGUGAAGACAAUGAAAAGAUAACUUUUAAGAGAUUAUUGUUAAACAAGUGCCAAGAGGAAUUUGAGAGGGGUGAAAGAGAGCAAGAAGAAGCUAAUAAGAAUGAUGAGGGUGAGGUCAAGCAGUCUGCUGAAGAGAGGGAAGAGAAACGAAUUAAGGCAAGAAGGCGCAUGUUAGGUAAUAUAAGAUUGAUUGGAGAAUUAUAUAAGAAAAAAAUGUUGACAGAGAGGAUAAUGCAUGAGUGCAUCAAGAAGUUACUGGGAUCGUAUGAGGACCCUGAUGAGGAAGAUAUUGAGGCUUUGUGCAAGCUGAUGAGUACUAUUGGGGAGAUAAUUGAUCAUCCCAAAGCCAAGGAACACAUGGAUGCAUAUUUUGAAAGGAUGAUAUUGUUAUCAAAGAACAUGAAUUUAUCUUCUCGAGUGAGAUUCAUGUUGAAGGAUGCUAUUGAUUUGAGAAAGAAUAGAUGGCAACAGAAACGGAAAGUUGAGGGUCCGAAAAAGAUUGAGGAGGUUCACAGGGAUGCUGCCCAAGAGAGGCAGGCCCAAACUGGUAGGCUAGGACGCGGUCCAGGCAAUGCUGCAUCAUCAAGAAGGAUGCCUAUGGAUUUUAGUCCAAGAGGGUCGUCUAUGUUUUCUCCUACUAACACCCCUAUGGGGCUGCGUGCGCCACAGGUUCGCAGUGGUGGUUCUCAGGAUGUUCGUCAAGACAAUAGACUAUCAUAUGAGGCUAGAAAUUUGUCUGUUACUUUGCCUCAAAGACCUUUAGGUGAUGAUUCAAUAACCUUGGGACCACAAGGUGGUCUUGCAAGAGGAAUGUCCUUUAGAGGGCCAGCUGUGAUUCCAAGUUCUGUUCCUGAUUUGCACCCAGGUGCAGAUUCUCGAAGAAUGACAUCUGUUCUGAAUGGUCAUGGCAAUUCAUCAGAGCGUACUCUGUAUAGCAGUAGAGAAGAUCAAAUGACAAGACAUGGACCAGAUAGAUUUGCUGGUCCAACUGCUCAUGACCAAUCAGCUGUUCAGGAGCGUAAUAUUAAUUAUGGUAAUAGGGAGUCGAGAAAUGCAGACCGGAGUCAAGAGAGACCAGUUGCAACUUUAACUCCUGGAGUUCAAGGAUCUGCUGUCUCUGAGAAUGUGUCGUUGGAGAAGGUUUUGCCAGCAGAACGAUUGCAGGACAUGUCCAUGGCGGCAAUUAAAGAAUACUACAGUGCUAGAGAUGUAAAAGAAGUUGCGCAGUGUGUCAAAGAUUUAAAGUCUCCCAGCUAUCAUCCUUCGAUGAUUUCUUUAUGGGUCACGGACUCCUUUGAGAGAAAGGACACGGAAAGAGAUCUUUUGGCCAAAUUACUAGUGAGCCUUACAAAGUCUCAGGAUGGCACCUUGAGUCAGGCUCAGCUUAUCCAAGGAUUCGAAUCUGUUCUAAGUGAUCUGGAAGAUGCCGUUAAUGAUGCCCCGAGAGCCCCUGAAUUUCUAGGCCGAAUUUUUGCCAGAGUUGUGAUGGAAAACGUUGUCUCUUUGAAAGAGAUCGGCCAACUACUAUCACGUGAAGGCGGAGAGGAGCAAGGCCAGCUCUUAGAAAUUCAACUCGCAGCCGAUGUUCUUGGAAGCACAUUGGAAGCAAUAAAAGUGGAGAAGGGAGACGCUGUCUUGAGUGAGAUUCGGUCAAACUCUAACUUGAGGCUGGAGACUUUCCGGCCACCCCAUCCCAUUAUAUCAAGGAAGUUGGAAAGUUUUAUUUAGGGUAUAGUGAUUGUCAUUGUAUCUUUUGUUGUAGGCUAGAGUUUUUUUCUUCUUUUCUUUGGGGGGAUUAUUUUGUGCUAGUACUACUAGGGUGUUAAUUUGCAGUAAUUAUUUUCUUUAUGGGGUGGUUGGGUAGCCAUAAUUAAUACAUACUGAUCUUUCCAUUGUCUUAAUUUGUAACACCGUCCAAUAUCAUGACUAUUAUGAAAGGUUUAAUUGGGCAUCUCAAAUCCGAGGCUGCUGAAUUCUCUUGCCUGCCUCAUGGAGAGGUUUUAAUUGUUAUUAUUGCCUUGUAUGAUUUAA